Kwoniella botswanensis is the source of this 966-nucleotide messenger RNA. RefSeq lists its product as uncharacterized. The coding region runs from base 1 to 966 and encodes 321 amino acids. Gene Ontology annotation, molecular function: lipase activity. The transcript is spliced from 4 exons. Lineage: Eukaryota; Fungi; Basidiomycota; Tremellomycetes; Tremellales; Cryptococcaceae. The record is from RefSeq and is a predicted model, not a curated record.
AUGUCCUUCGUACCUCCUCCAACUUCACCACUGACCUACGGAUAUACCGAUCACAUCGUACAUUCCAUCAACAAGGUAAUUAUCGCCUUACGAGUCUUCCCAGCAACAGAUGACGGGACAAAAAGACCGUGGCUGAUCUGGGUUCACGGAGGCGCAUACAUCGCUGGAAAACACUUCAACCCUCCCCUCUUCCUGCUCCCAGCAUUCCACGAUCAAGCAAACUACCACAUCGUCACAUUCUCCCACAGAUCACUACCCCAAAUUUCUUUCCAAGACAUGUGGGACGACAUCACCUUCCAAUUCCACUGGUGUCUGACCAACCUCCCCUCAUUCAUCGGAGAAGAUAAGAUCGAUAUGGAUAAUUACGGUAUAGGAGGUGAUUCAUCAGGUGGUCAUUUCGCUACAUCAACAGGAUUUAGAUUAUCUCACACAUCACCGCCUAAGGUCAUUAUCAGUUUGUAUGGAGUUGUCAACCCCCUCGAUCCAUACUUUGAACAAGAAUCGGAAGAUGGAAUCACACCUGAUUAUGGUACACCACCAAAUGUUUUGACGAGGAUGUUGGAAGAUCGUGAGAAAUCACGAGCUAGGAUAUUCGCUCCGUGGAACUGGGAGAUGCCACCUACCCUCACACCUGAGCAAUUAGAAGCUUACUGGGGAUAUAAGUAUGAAAUUACCGAGGAAGAUAAGAGAAGGAUGGAUCUGAACAAUCGUAUACACCAAAAGGGGAUGCGAAUGAAUUUGUUAUUCAGAGAAGAAACUUUUAUUUGGAAAGAGAGAUAUGUAGAAAGAGUGAAGAAGUGGACCGUACCGGUUGAGCGAAGUAAGAGAUUUGCUGAGGGUUUGAAGAAGAAGGGUGUGGUGGCGAAGGAGAUUUAUCCAGAAGGUAAAGGACAUACCUUCGAUUAUGUCAUUACUGAGUAUAUCCAGCCUCUCAUCUCAUUUGUCAAGAUCCAUCUUGAGGAAUGA